Penicillium salamii is the source of this 351-nucleotide messenger RNA. The record is from the annotation of a GenBank genome assembly. NCBI's taxonomy places the organism in Eukaryota, Fungi, Ascomycota, Eurotiomycetes, Eurotiales, Aspergillaceae.
AUGUCUUCUGCACCAAAGAAAGGCUAUUUCUCCAAUGGAGAACUACUGGAGAAACCCCCGAUGACAGUGCGGCUCAGCCGCUUUGUCGAGAGCAUCUACUUCUUCUUCGGCCUGUACUUCAGCAGCUUAUUCGCGCUCGACUCCUACGCGGCCGCCGAGAACUCCAGCUUCAACGUCACCCACUCCAGAAACAAAUACACUACCCGUUCCCGCUGGGGAAACUCGUCUUCCUAUGGAGGCGGCGGUGGAGGUGAUGGCCCGGGAUCUGGUCCGCGACGCGUAGGUCGCAUCGAUGACUUCCGUGGGGCCACGGACUCCAGCGGACCCCGGUGCGGUGGUGGAUGUGGAUAA